AUGAGCGAGCGCGCAUUGGGAGGUGUAGUUUGCCAAUUAACGAACACAAUGCUAGCUUCCACACGUGGAACGGCGUUGAGGCGGGCAUUUGCCGCUUCGCCAGCCACGACGAUACCAGCUUUUCUUGUGCCAGCUCUGCAACAGCCUCUGUCGAGAUGCCAGUUCUCCUCGACACCGACACGGUACUCGAAGCUCGGGCGGACGCCGGUUUCGAUUCCCCCAGGCGUCAAGCUAGCUAUCAGCGAGCCGAAGCUGAAGAAGGACCCGACUAGCUACAUGAAGAUUUACAAGAGGACUGUCACCGUCACGGGACCUCUGGGCGAAUUGGAUCUCGAGAUUCCGCCGUUUUUGAAGAUUGACUACGAUGCAGAGGGCAGCACGGCAGUUCUCAGCGUAGAGGAUUCGAACAUUAAGGAGCAGAGCGAGAUGUGGGGAACGACAUGGGCAUACCUCCAGCGCUACAUCAUGGGCGUCUCCGAGGGCCACACGGCGAUCCUCCGCCUGGUGGGCAUCGGAUACCGCGCGAGCGUCGAGCAGCGCGGCCGCCUUGAGGAGUUCCCCGGCCAAAUGUUCCUUUGCCUAAAGCUCGGCUUUACGCACCCGAUCGAGAUGGGCAUCCCGCGCGGCGUCAAGGUCACGGCGGCGAGCCCGACGCGCAUCCUGCUGGAGAGCAUUGACCGGGAGGAGAUGAUGAGCUUCGCGGGACGCGUGCGCAAGUGGCGGCCGCCGGAACCGUAUAAGGGCAAGGGCGUCUUCAUCGACGACCAGACAAUCAAGCUGAAGCAGAAGAAGAUCAAAUAG
Messenger RNA from Colletotrichum orchidophilum, 801 nucleotides. RefSeq names its product ribosomal protein L6. Gene Ontology annotation, molecular function: rRNA binding; structural constituent of ribosome. Lineage: Eukaryota; Fungi; Ascomycota; Sordariomycetes; Glomerellales; Glomerellaceae. Gene Ontology annotation, biological process: translation. The record is from RefSeq and is a predicted model, not a curated record. The coding region runs from base 1 to 801 and encodes 266 amino acids. The transcript is spliced from 3 exons. Gene Ontology annotation, cellular component: ribosome; mitochondrial large ribosomal subunit.